Molecule: messenger RNA, 432 nt
Organism: Penicillium oxalicum
Lineage: Eukaryota; Fungi; Ascomycota; Eurotiomycetes; Eurotiales; Aspergillaceae
Exons: 1
Coding region: 1-432 (143 amino acids)
Source: RefSeq, a predicted model, not a curated record
AUGGGUGAUCCUGUGCAAUCUCGGGAUGGUACUAGCGCUAUUCAGGGGACUGUCCUCUGCCGCUCUAAGCUUGUCGGCGCCAAAGGUUGGACGGGAUGUCUUGUACUGGGAGGGGGACCUUUGAUAAUCAUCUCGAUCUUCCACCCAAAGGGUAAAGGAUGGGUUCGGCCGAUGCAGCAAAGUGACGGCACUACCGAGUGUUUUGGCAGUGCGAUCCCACAUCAUCCUGAUUAUUUCAGCCACACGGGAUGCGGGUCGACGUUCACAUUACGACCCACGACAAGACCACAGGAACACGUGCCGGGGAUGUCCAGCGAUCGGGUCAAGCGCUUACAAAAUGCAAAUACAGAGUACCAGUCUACAUUCGUACUGUACAUCCGUCCUUGUAAUGGCUGUACAUUUGUUCAAUAUGAAAAUUACAGCCAUCACUAA